This is a messenger RNA of Haliotis rufescens (red abalone), 1235 nucleotides long. RefSeq lists its product as uncharacterized. Gene Ontology annotation, biological process: mRNA splicing, via spliceosome. Gene Ontology annotation, cellular component: nucleus. NCBI's taxonomy places the organism in Eukaryota, Metazoa, Mollusca, Gastropoda, Lepetellida, Haliotidae. The transcript is spliced from 7 exons. The record is from RefSeq and is a predicted model, not a curated record. The coding region runs from base 1 to 468 and encodes 155 amino acids.
AUGAAGGUGGGGAAGGCAGUUACAGGACGAACACGUGAGUGGCAUAGGACAGGAAGACUGCGUGUCACAGCUAAACAAGAAGAGUCACCCUCCUACGAUGUCUACGUGCUGCAGGCGUCAGAGGCUAUCGUCUCAACACAUCGCUGUCUCAACGUGCAAUGGAUUAUUUUCAACUUGGCACUUGGACAGGCUUUAUCUUCCCAAAGCACAGCCUCCUGUAUCAACCGAGACACAGUUACUUAUGCCGACAUGGACGAUGAGAAACAAAAGGCCAAGGAUCGCCUGAAGAAGCUCCAGUCUAAGAUGGAAAUAGACAACUACGCCGAGUGGUACCCAGGGAUGGUGGAAGCCUUUGAUGCUAUUGAGGAGUCGGAGGAUGAGGUUGACUACACCAAGAUGGACCAGGGCAACAAGAAGGGUCCGAUCGGCCGCUGGGACUUCGACACCCAGGAGGAAUACAGCGAUUAAAUGUCCAACAAGGAAGCCCUGCCCAAAGCUCCCUUCUAGUAUGGUGUUAAAAUGGCGGAUGGUCGCAGAACUCGGAGGACAGGUCCAAAGGAUGAGAAAGCCAUGUAAGACCGAGAACUGCAGCAGAUCAACCGCAUUAUCCAGAAGAGGAAGGUGGCAGAGCCGGGGGAUGGGGCAGAAACGCAUCAAGUCCUCAAAUCUCAAAUCUCACCCACUGUCAGUAUUUGUACAGUAACAAUGCCAGCAGGAUUGUGAUGUGCUCUGCCCUGCUCGUCCAGAUGUGUUGUGACAGGCAUAGGACACUUUCAGGCCGUUGUCAUAGGAGCAGUGCAGGGCAUGCAGAUCUUGUUGAACCAGAUUGAGGACAUGAUUCCAUCGUUACAGUUACAGUCGCCAUGGUUGGUUUUGUCAAGCCCUGAAAAUCAGGUCAUAUCUAGAUCAUGGAGCUGUGAUGCUGGUUCAUCUGCUAGUGCCCGAGUCCAAGUCUUAUGAUCCAAAUCUAAUGGAGGAUUAAAAAGAUCAUACAUUUACAAAUGAAAACUGACAUUGCCUGAGCAGAGGGAAACUGAACGGGGUGGUUCGGUAUCUCUUCUGGGAUUUACAUUGUGCAUUUCACAAUUCUGAUGUUAUGGGCCCUGGCUGAUGCCACACUCCCUGGAUGCCUCAAUGUGAUGCAGGUUUCACUCUGCUACAAUUUCCAAAUGAAAUUGUGCAAUUGUAUACAUGUUACCAGCUUCUUGAACAAAUGAUUAAAUAUAAGUCUUGUA